AACCAUCUAUAGGGGGCAGCAUCGUCCGAACCAUGAAUUUCACUGAAACGUAAUUUCAGUCAACAGCAGUGCAGCAGUAUUCGUUGGUAUUUGUAAUAUGGCGGGUGUUAUCACUCGCUGUUCUCAGAUUCCAAGAAGACAAUUAAGUCUUCUUGGUGUUGUUUUAAAUAACCAACAAGUUAAAAGUUUUGCGGAUGCUGCGCCAGAGGGGAAGAAAUUUGGAAGUCCGUUAAAUGACCAGGAUAGAAUAUUCACAAAUUUAUAUGGUAGACAUGACUGGAGAUUAAAGGGAGCAUUGAAAAGAGGAGAUUGGUACAAAACCAAGGAAAUUAUUUCUAAAGGAGCUGAUUGGAUUAUAAAUGAAAUAAAAGUAUCUGGUUUAAGAGGACGUGGAGGUGCUGGCUUUCCUUCGGGAAUGAAAUGGUCUUUUAUGAACAAACCUUCAGAUGGAAGACCUAAAUACUUGGUGAUAAACGGAGAUGAAGGGGAACCAGGAACUUGUAAAGAUCGUGAAAUUUUGCGUCAUGAUCCUCAUAAAUUGGUCGAAGGUUGUUUGAUAGCCGGUCGUGCCAUGGGAGCAUGUGCGGCUUAUAUUUAUAUUAGAGGAGAGUUUUACAAUGAAGCUUCGAACAUGCAAGUGGCUAUUGCUGAAGCCUACCAAGCAGGUCUAAUAGGAAAAAAUGCAUGCGGAUCGGGCUAUGAUUUUGAUAUCUUUGUUCAGCGAGGAGCUGGGGCUUAUAUAUGUGGUGAAGAAACAGCUUUGAUUGAAUCCAUUGAAGGAAAACAAGGUAAACCAAGAUUGAAACCACCGUUUCCAGCAGAUGUUGGGCUUUUUGGAUGCCCUACUACUGUAACAAAUGUAGAAACCGUUGCUGUUGCGCCGACUAUCUGUCGUCGAGGAGGUACAUGGUUUGCUUCAUUUGGCCGAGCAAGAAAUCACGGAACGAAAUUGUUUAAUAUCUCAGGUCACGUUAACAACCCUUGUACGGUAGAGGAAGAAAUGUCAAUACCUUUGAAGGAGCUGAUAGAAAGGCAUGCUGGUGGUGUUAUUGGAGGCUGGGAUAAUUUACUAGGUGUUAUUCCCGGCGGAUCGUCAACUCCUAUUAUUCCAAAGAAUGUUUGCGAUACCGUUCUUUUGGAUUUUGAUGAUCUUGUCAGAGUGCAAAGUUCUUUUGGUACUGCAGCUGUAAUCGUGAUGAAUAAACAGACUGAUGUAAUCAAGGCGAUUGCACGACUCAUUAGCUUCUAUAAGCAUGAAUCAUGUGGCCAAUGUACUCCUUGCCGCGAGGGAAUCAGUUGGAUGUACAAAAUAAUGAAUCGAUUUGUCCAAGGAAACGCAGAAGAACAUGAAAUUGAUAUGCUUUGGGAGCUCACAAAGCAAAUCGAAUUACAUACAAUUUGUGCUCUAGCUGAUGGUGCUGCAUGGCCGGUACAAGGUCUGAUUAGACAUUUCAGGCCUGUGAUUGAAGAGAGAAUGCAAAAAUUCAAACAAUCUGCAACUAAUUAAAGUAUAAAAUUAAGAAACUAUAUAUAAUUUAUUGAUUAAUUUUCAGUUGUAAUUAUGUAGGUAAUAAAAGUUAAUAAAAUAAUUGUUUAAGAA
Microplitis mediator is the source of this 1600-nucleotide messenger RNA. Its product is annotated as NADH dehydrogenase [ubiquinone] flavoprotein 1, mitochondrial-like. Bases 98 to 1507 code for a protein of 469 amino acids. The transcript has 6 exons. Gene Ontology annotation, biological process: mitochondrial electron transport, NADH to ubiquinone. Gene Ontology annotation, molecular function: 4 iron, 4 sulfur cluster binding; NADH dehydrogenase (ubiquinone) activity; FMN binding. The record is from RefSeq and is a predicted model, not a curated record. NCBI's taxonomy places the organism in Eukaryota, Metazoa, Arthropoda, Insecta, Hymenoptera, Braconidae.